CAUAUUUUAUUAUAUUCAUUGUGAUAAAAGUUGUUGAGAUAAAUAGAAUUCAAAAAAUGGCAUCAUUAAGCGGACAAACGUAUCAAGAGGAACUACUUCCGAUGGUAGAAGAGCCAAUUUAUUAUAAUCAACGAGGUGAAAUUGCUACAUUUUUUUCGGGAAAGAAAAUUUUUAUAACAGGAGGCUUAGGAUUUAUAGGACGGCUUAUAAUGGAAAAACUUUUAAGAUGUUGUCCAGAAAUAACAACGAUUUAUUUGCUGGUAAGGGCAAAGAAACAGAAGGAUCCGCAGACUCGAUUUAAAGAGUAUUUCAAUGAUGUUAUUUUUAAUAGAUUGAAGAGAGAGCAAAAAGAUGUUGAAAAGAAAAUUAUUUUGAUUGAAGGAGACACGAGUCUAUUAAAUUUAGGAUUGUCAGAGAAGGACCGCGAUCGCAUUAAAGAUACCGAUGUAAUUUUUCACAGUGCAGCAUCGGUACGAUUUCUGGACAAUAUUCGUAUUAUAGUUAAUACAAAUAUUAGAGGAACAAGGGAUCUUCUUUUGCUUGCACAAGAGAUGACAAGCUUAAAGGCCUUUGUUUAUGUUUCAACGGCUUACUCGCACUGUGUAUACAAUAAAAUCGAAGAAAAUCUCUAUGAGCCUCCUAUGAAAACAGAAGAUAUAAUUAGAUUGACAGAGAUUCUAACCGAAAACCAGUUAGAUUUAAUCACCCCAAAGCUACUAGGUAAGUGGCCUAACACUUACGCAUUUUCAAAGGCAAUCUGUGAAGAUACAGUACGGCAAUAUUCUAAUGGAAUUCCAUCUUGCAUUGUUCGGCCAUCUGUUGUUGUAUGCACAGAAAAGGAACCAAUUGCUGGCUGGAUAAACAAUUUGAAUGGAAUUACAGGUGUUGUUUUUGGUUCCUCGAAAGGUAUUUUACGAACACUGUAUUGUGAUAAAGACUUAACUAUCGAUAUGAUUCCUGCUGAUUACGUUGUCAACAACAUUAUUGCUGCAGCAUGGGAUGUUGCACAAAAACGAUCUAUAUCACAGAGUGUUAAUCUUUCCAGCAGUGAUAAUAAGUACUUACCUGUUGACGAUGAGAUUCCAAUUUAUAAUUCUGUUUCCUCCGUUCAAAGACCAAUUACGUUUGAUACUAUGAUGAAUAAUUUAAAGCUUGAGGGAUUUCAAGUCCCGUCGAAAAAAGUGCUUUGUGGAAGAAAGCCAAUACUGCUAAAUGUCUACAGAAAAAUAGAGAAGUUUAAACAUGUAAUGAGUUUCUUUUCAAUGAAUGAAUGGGAAUUUACAAACGAUAAUGUCUUGAAGUUAUGGGACAAAUUAUCUAUUUUUGAUAAAAGUAACUUCUUCUUUAAUGUUGCUGAUAUUGAUUGGAAGUGUUUUUUUAUUACUUACAUCAGGGGAUUGCGAGUAUUUUUAGGUAAAGACCCAAUGGAUACGGUUGAAGAAUCGAGACCUUUUUAUAGAAGGUUGACAAUAGCUCAUUAUACAUCAUCGGGGCGCGGAGGCAGACGCGCCGAGAUCACGCCAAUCGAAACCUCAGGUCACAAUCACGCCACAUGCUUCGGCCAAUCAGGUGCUGCCACUUCCUGGACCGGCUACGUGGCCGGACAGAUGUUGCCACCACCGGAUGCGCGCACUCCCGGCGGCUGCUAG
Molecule: messenger RNA, 1649 nt
Organism: Polistes dominula (European paper wasp)
Lineage: Eukaryota; Metazoa; Arthropoda; Insecta; Hymenoptera; Vespidae
Product: fatty acyl-CoA reductase wat
Biological process (GO): long-chain fatty-acyl-CoA metabolic process
Cellular component (GO): peroxisome
Molecular function (GO): alcohol-forming very long-chain fatty acyl-CoA reductase (NADP+) activity
Source: RefSeq, a predicted model, not a curated record